Molecule: messenger RNA, 3369 nt
Organism: Diabrotica virgifera virgifera (western corn rootworm)
Lineage: Eukaryota; Metazoa; Arthropoda; Insecta; Coleoptera; Chrysomelidae
Product: zinc finger protein 260-like
Exons: 3
Coding region: 603-2975 (790 amino acids)
Biological process (GO): regulation of transcription by RNA polymerase II
Molecular function (GO): DNA-binding transcription factor activity; RNA polymerase II cis-regulatory region sequence-specific DNA binding
Source: RefSeq, a predicted model, not a curated record
AUUUUUCACGGACAUUGGACAUUAUAAAAUUUAAAUGUCAAGUCAAUUAGGGAUUCCAAUGAACUGUCAGUGGUGGUCGGUGGAUGGCUAAACUGACAUGGCCAUAGACACAGUUAAGGGGGGUGGUCAUGAUGUAUGUAAUGUUUACAUUGAAUAUUGACAAAUUUGUAAAGAAUAUCCUGUUUGGUUUUGUUUUUUUGGUAAUUGUGUAGCGAAAUUUGUGAAAUUGUGAUAGCAAAUUAAAUAUGAAGUGGUUUAAACAUUGGAUACGCCUAUGGAUGACAGUUUCGCCAUCCAGCAGCCAUAUUAUAUCACGUGAUUUGGAAUGCCUAAUUGAAAUAAAUAAACUAAAUAAACCUUAGAAUAUAAAAGAAGGUUUAUUUUAUAUUCUAAGAAAUAAACCCAUAAUCCCACAACCCAUAAAUAUAAACCGUUUUUUUUCUUUUGACACUGUAUAUUUAUUUAUGUAUUAAUAUUGUGAUUUUGUACUAUUUAAUAUUAAUAAUAAAUAAUUAUAUUAAUAUUGGUAUGGAUGUUGAGGUGUUAGUGCUGAAAUUAUAAUUCCCAUUUUUAUUCAGUUUAUAGAUUAAUUUUUGUUAGCUAUGGAGUUUAAGGUUGAAGUUAAGGAACAGUUUGUUGAAUAUAAUGAAAGAUGUAUAGAGAGUCAGAUAUCAACAAAGAUUGGAGGUUUUAAGAAUGAACCAGAUCUAGAAUCAGCAAUAGAAGUAAAAGCAGAAAUUAAGACAGAAUUUACUCAAGAUGACCAACGAUAUAUAGAAUGUCAGUUUAAUACGUCCCUUGAUCUUGAAGACUUAAAGAAUGAACCAGGUGAAGAUAACUCAGUUUUUUCCCAGAAGAGAUUGUUGGAUAUGGAGAUUAAGAGAGCAUUACCUGAAUGUCCAUCCAAUAACGAAGAACAAAUAAGUCCAAACUCUGGGGAAAAAGCGUUAAACAAUUCUAUUUGUUCUAAAUAUGUCUCUCAAAAAAACCUUUUAAAUGAAUAUAUAGAAGUUCAAACUAAAAAACGACUUUACAAGUGUGAAAUUUGUUUUAAGCAAUUUUCUCAAUUAGCUAAUAUGAAAAAGCAUUUGAGAGUGCACACUGGAGAAAAACCUUACCAGUGUGAAAUUUGUUUCAAGAAGUUUUCUCAAAAAGGCCAUUUGAAAAGCCAUUUGAGAGGACACACUGGAGAAAAAACUUAUAAUUGUGAAAUUUGUUUUAAUAAGUUUUCUAGAAUGGAUAACUUGAAAAAUCAUUUGAGAGCACACACCGGAGAAAAACCUCAUAAGUGUGAAAUUUGUUUUAAGCAAUUUAGUGAAGCAGGAAGUUUGAAAAAGCAUUUGAGACUGCACACUGGAGAAAAACCUUACCGGUGUGAAAUUUGUUUUAAGCAAUUUAAUCAAGUAGGAACUUUGAAGAAGCAUUUGAGAGUUCACACUGGAGAAAAACCUUACCAGUGUGAAAUUUGUUUUAAGAAGUUUUCUCAAAAAGCCCCUUUGAAAAGCCAUUUGAGAGGACACACUGGAGAAAAAUCUUAUAAGUGUGAAAUUUGUUUUAAGCAAUUUAGUGAAGCAGGAAGUUUGAAAAAGCAUUUGAGCGUGCACACUGGAGAAAAACCUUACCAGUGUGAAAUUUGUUUUAAGAAGUUUUCUCAAAAAGGCCAUUUGAAAAGCCAUUUGAGAGGACACACUGGAGAAAAAACUUAUAAUUGUGAAAUUUGUUUUAAUAAGUUUUCUAGAAUGGAUAACUUGAAAAAUCAUUUGAGAGCACACACCGGAGAAAAACCUUAUAAGUGUGAAAUUUGUUUUAAGCAAUUUAGUGAAGCAGGAAGUUUGAAGAAGCAUUUAAGAGUUCACACUGGAGAAAAACCUUACCAGUGUGAAAUUUGUUUUAAGAAGUUUUCUCAAAAAGGCCAUUUGAAAAGCCAUUUGAGAGGACACGCUGGAGAAAAAACUUAUAAUUGUGAAAUUUGUUUUAAUAAGUUUUCUAGAAUGGAUAACUUGAAAAAUCAUUUGAGAGCACACACCGGAGAAAAACCUUAUAAGUGUGAAAUUUGUUUUAAGCAAUUUAGUGAAGCAGGAAGUUUGAAAAAGCAUUUGAGACUGCACACUGGAGAAAAACCUUACCGGUGUGAAAUUUGUUUUAAGCAAUUUAAUCAAGUAGGAACUUUGAAGAAGCAUUUGAGAGUUCACACUGGAGAAAAACCUUACCAGUGUGAAAUUUGUUUUAAGAAGUUUUCUCAAAAAGCCCCUUUGAAAAGCCAUUUGAGAGGACACACUGGAGAAAAAUCUUAUAAGUGUGAAAUUUGUUUUAAGCAAUUUAGUGAAGCAGGAAGUUUGAAAAAGCAUUUGAGAGUGCACACUGGAGAAAAACCUUACCGGUGUGAAAUUUGUUUUAAGAAGUUUUCUAGAAUGGAUACCUUGAAAAAUCAUUUGAGAGCACACACCGGAGAAAAACCUUAUAAGUGUGAAAUUUGUUUUAAGCAAUUUAGUGAAGCAGGAAGUUUGAAGAAGCAUUUAAGAGUUCACACUGGAGAAAAACCUUACCAGUGUGAAAUUUGUUUUAAGAAGUUUUCUAGAAUGGAUACCUUGAAAAAUCAUUUGAGAGCACACACCGGAGAAAAACCUUAUAAGUGUGAAAUUUGUUUUAAGCGAUUUAGUGAAGCAGGAAGUUUGAAAAAGCAUUUGAGAGUUCACACUGGAGAAAAACCUUACCAGUGUGAAAUUUGUUUUAAGAAGUUUUCUAGAAGGAAUCAUUUGCAAAAUCAUUUGAGGACACACACCGGAGAAAAAUCUUAUAAGUGUGAAAUUUGUUUUAAGCUGUUUAGUGAAGCAGGUGAUUUGAAAAAGCAUUUGAGAGUGCACACUGGAGAAAAACCUUACGAGUGUGAAAUUUGUUUUAAGAAAUUUUCGAUAGCGCAUCAUUUGAAAAAUCAUUUGAAAACACACACUGGUGAAAAAUCUUUCACUGGAUAAAAAUCUUUCAAGUGUGAAAUUUGUUUUAAGCAAUUUAGUGAAACAAAUCGUUUGACAAGACAUUUGAGAGUACAUACAUACUGGAGAAAAACCUAACCAGUGUGACAUUUGUUUUAAGCAAUUUCAAGCAGCAACAAGUUUGGAAAUGCAUUUGAAAGUGCACACUGGCGAAACGCCUUACAAGUGUGAAAUUGAUUUUAAGCAGUUUUUUCCGAAAGGUCAUUUGAACGUACAUUAAGAGUACAAACUGGAGAAAAACCAUACAAGUGUGAAACUUGUUUUACGCAAUUUAGUCGAACAGGAAGUUUGAAAAGACAUUUAAAAGUGCACACUAAAAAGAAAAAUUAAAUUAUGAACAUUUUAUGAAAUUUAUUUUAAUUUCUGUUUAUAUGUA